Molecule: messenger RNA, 1242 nt
Organism: Fusarium graminearum PH-1
Lineage: Eukaryota; Fungi; Ascomycota; Sordariomycetes; Hypocreales; Nectriaceae
Exons: 2
Coding region: 1-1242 (413 amino acids)
Biological process (GO): positive regulation of transcription by RNA polymerase II; protein phosphorylation
Cellular component (GO): nucleus; transcription factor TFIIK complex; transcription factor TFIIH holo complex
Molecular function (GO): RNA polymerase II CTD heptapeptide repeat kinase activity; cyclin-dependent protein serine/threonine kinase activity; ATP binding
Source: RefSeq, a predicted model, not a curated record
AUGGCGGGUUCACCAGUCGUAACACAUACGGUUGAAGCCGCUCAGGCGCAAACCCUCGGGCGCGCGAUCUCUUCACCUCUUAAGAAUGUCACUUCGCAAACCUCUUCUUCCAAUGGAACGCCAAUGCCUCCUGUUACUUCUGCGCCUGCGCCAACGAGCAUUCCCACCACACUCGAUCUCGCUGAGCAAAUGAACGACGAAGAGAAGCGCAAAUAUGUAAAGGGCAAGAAGCUAGGUGAAGGUACCUACGCCGUUGUCUUUCUGGGCCACCUCCGCUCAAAGCCCACCACCCUCGUCGCCAUCAAGAAGAUCAAGGUCCAGAAAGAAUACGACGAAGGCAUGGCCCCCGACGCCGUCCGCGAAUUAAAGCACCUCCAAGAGCUUUCCCACCCAAAUAUCAUCUCCCUCCUUUCCGUCUUCUCUUCCAAGGACCAGAACCUCAACCUCGUUCUCGAAUACCUGCCUCUAGGCGACCUGGAAAUGCUCAUCCGCGAUACCGAAUCCGUCCGCUACGGUGCUGCAGAUAUCAAGACUUGGAUGGGCAUGCUCACUCGUGCUGUCUGGUUCUGCCACGAAAACUUUGUGCUCCAUCGUGAUAUCAAGCCAAACAACUUGUUGAUCGCGGAUGACGGCGAGGUUAAGCUUGCCGAUUUUGGUCUUGCGCGCAGCUUCGCCGACCCCCAUCAGCUAAUGUCCUCGCGCGUCAUCACCCGUUGGUACCGACCUCCCGAGCUUCUCUUUGACGCAAAGCACUACAGCGGCGCCGUUGACGUCUGGUCCGUUGGCGCCGUCUUUGCCGAGCUCAUCAUGCGUGCGCCCUAUAUGCCUGGCAAUACAGAUCUCGACCAGGUCCGCCUCGUUUGCGAGCUCGUUGGCACCCCAACGGACGACAAUUGGCCUGGCGUCACUAAGCUUUCUGGCUAUGCUGUCCCCGAAAAACACCCUGUGCGCGGGAAGGACUGGUACGAGAUGCGCUUCGGCACGGUCGGUUCUGAUGGCGUAGACUUGCUCAUGAAGACUCUCAUCCUUGACCCAAAGAAGCGCAUCACCGCCCGUGGUAUGCUCGAGCAUCCUUGGUGGCACUCCGAGCCAAAGCCCACGCGCAAGCAAGACCUUCCCCGAAAAGGCGGCACAGGAGCUGACGAUAAAAUGGGCGCUGAUCUCAAGCGGCGUCCAGGCGUAAUUGACGAUGAUAGAGGGUCCAAGGUUGCUCGCAAGCUCGACUUUGGCGGCAUGAACUAA